UUCUUUCAUCGAUAGCUUAUAGGCUUCACGUUACAAAGUAAAAAUCGAAAUUCGGAGGAAUCUGUGUUUCGGCUUUUUUCGUCACUUGUUCAGUCUGUGGUUUUCGUUAGAAUCGAACGACAUAAACGUAAUAAUGUAAGGUGACUCAGACAGUUGCAGUUCCACCGUUGGCGUUGCAUGUUGUCCCAUCUGUUGUAUUUCGUAUUAAGAACGCUGGAAUUUGACCCAGGAGGUUCAGAGAUAAUCUCAAGGAGGACUCCAGGAGUAACUUUACGUGUAGCUCAAGAUGGAGUCUAGCAGUUCUGAAGUAAGUGAGGUCCCAGACUUCAUCUAUGUUGCUGGUGGUCAGACCUAUGUUGCUACAUCCCAGGAGGAAGUCAGUAAGAUCAUCUCGUCCUAUGAGAGAGCAACCAUCGCAAGAUUUGUUGUUGAGCACCAGAGUACAAAAUUCAGCACUGAAGACUGGCAUGGUAAGAAGUUGUUUCGUUGGUCUCUCAAGAGUGUCCCUUCCGCCUUUGGACCAGCAAUUGUCAUAGGAACCAAGGUUCUGUGCUGUCACCAGGGUAAAGAUCGUCAUCUCAACUUUAAAAAGCUCAAAAGAGAACAGACAAGAUUAAAAAGGAUGGCUAAAGAUCAAGGUAUCAAAGAGAAGGAUCGUACAUCCAGAAAAUCCACCAAGAAAGUCAACUGCCCUGCUGCAAUCUACAUCAAGAAAGUUGCAUUCUUUCCAGACUACCAGGUCACUGAAGCCACACCACAUAGAAAGAGGAUGGCAUGCAAGCGUUUCAACCAGGAUCGUCUCAAGAGACCUGAAUCCAUUAAGGUUGAUGUCAAGUUCUUUGUAACACUGCCUGAUUCUAAGGACCACAGAAAUCACCUUUCUGGGGAGGAUUUGUUCAAGAAAAUCAUGAAAAACAGAACUUUAUAUGAUCCACAAGCUAGCAUACCCAAGAAAAAGAAGAAGAAGAAAUCAAAGAAACGCAAGAAGCGGGAGAGAAAGAUGAAAAUGGCAGCUAUGGAGAUGGAAGAAAAAGAGGGCUUAGAAAAUAUGGCAUUUUCAUUUCUACCAAGCACUUCAACAAGAGGUGAUGCAAGCAUUUCAGAGUACAGAAUAGAUGAAACAGAACAACUAGUCAAUGAUAAGGGACAAGAUGUGAAUAGUUUUGAACAGGUUGCAAGACCAAGAUUAAGUGUUCCACAAAGUUUGGGUAGUGUAGGAUCAGGUACACAUAUUUCAGCUCCAAGUCUGAGUGAUCCACAACAUGUUGCAGGAACGAGCAUCAGUACUCCUCAAAGUUUGGAUGUUACUGCAGGACAAAGACUCCAUAUUGCAAGACCAAGUCCAUGUGUUAGUGUUCCACAAGGUUUGGGUGUCAAUGCAAGAGAGAGUAUUCAUUUUGCAGGACCAAGUAUGAGUGUCCCAGGACAGAGUAUUGAUGUUGCGGGACAUAGUGUCUAUGUUGCAGGACAGAGUAAUCAUCUUGCGAGACAAAAUGUGGAUGUUGCAGUGCAAGGAAUAGAUGCUGUGGGACAAAAUUUAGAUGUUGCGAGGCAAGAUUUACAUGUUGCUAGACAAGGUUUAGAUGUUGUGGGAUGUAAUUUAGGUGUUGUGGGAAACACCCUUGGUGUUAUGGGAGAAGAUGAAGAUGUUCUUGGACAGGACCUAAUCACUGUUGACAGAAGGCAGCUUUUACCGAUGGAUCAUCUCUAGGAUAUUGUUUAGACACUCGACAUUAGGGAUCAGGGUCUGUGCUAAAGUAUUUUGAUAGAAGGGCCAAGAUAGCCUUAUAGUGUCUUCAUUUUCUUUUUUUCUUAUUUUUAAUUUGGAUAUUCUAUAGUUCCUCUCUUUCAGUUACUCUUCUUUCCCAGUCCUCCUUUGUUUUACUUCAAAACUCAAAGGAGCAAGUGUCCCCCUUUUGGGACCCCCUGAAAGGUUAUUACUUGGAAGAGGUUUAAUGGGGUUUAAGAUCUUGCUCCUAUUGCCAGUAUUAUUAUUUUUUUUUAAUUGGCAUAUACUGUGCAUGUGGUACAUAAUUUAUUACAAUGUAUUCAUAGAUGUCAUUUGCAUACAUGUAUUAUGUAUUGUUGUGGUACUUAUGUUCACUGG
This is a messenger RNA of Lytechinus variegatus (green sea urchin), 2107 nucleotides long. RefSeq lists its product as uncharacterized. The transcript is spliced from 6 exons. Gene Ontology annotation, molecular function: DNA-binding transcription factor activity. The record is from RefSeq and is a predicted model, not a curated record. Lineage: Eukaryota; Metazoa; Echinodermata; Echinoidea; Temnopleuroida; Toxopneustidae. Bases 287 to 1711 code for a protein of 474 amino acids.